AUGUCAGCACGCAGACGUCACGUCGUAGGGCCCGUUGUAAAUCGCGACCUUGCGAGCACGAGCGACUCGCGACACUAUCGCGAUGGAGACGAGGCGAGCGGCAGAUUGUUGAGCGAGGAGACUUUCAAGGAAAGUGAGCAACAGUCGACGACGACGACGCCGACGAUGACAUCCCGCGACAGGACUAACGAGUUCGCCAACGCGAUCCGCUCCAUGCAGAGCAGGAACAUAACGCGGACCGUUGCCGCAGGCCUGCAAAAUCCGCGCCGCGCACGCCAGAUACAGAGCUACUCGAACUUCAUGAUGAUUGCCAAGAAUAUUGGCAGGAACAUUGCCAGCACGUACGCCAAGUUGGAGAAGCUUGCACUAUUGGCCAAGAAGAAGUCCAUAUUUAACGACAGACAAAUAGAGAUCGAGGAGCUUACGAAUAUUAUAAAAACCGACCUAAAAAGCUUGAAUCUUCAAAUCGGAAAACUACAAGAGCUUGGAAAAUCACAGAGAGAAAGCUUUGGCUCUUCCCAAAGUCAUCACAUUGCCUCACAUUCAACCUCGAUUGUAAUGGCAUUGCAAUCAAAGCUAGCCAAUAUGUCCAAUCAUUUCAAAAGUGUUUUGGAAGUUCGUUCCGAGAAUAUGCGGGAGGAACAAAGCAGAAGACAGCAAUUCACUCAAGGAUCUCUGUCCACUAUGCUCCCCCCAAGUGUUGUUUCUGGAAAACAAGGUUCUUUGUUACUACAAGAAGAAAUUUCUGGAAGAGAUAGUUCAAUUGCAAUAGAUCUUGAACCGACAAUGACUCAGCAACUACAGCAAUCAAUUAUACAAGAUGAUACCGAUGCUUAUGUGCAAUCGAGAGCCGAAACUAUGCAAAAUAUAGAAUCUACUAUAGUAGAGUUAGGGGGUAUCUUCCAGCAAUUGGCGCAUAUGGUUAAGGAACAAGAAGAAAUGGUUGAAAGGAUAGAUAGCAAUAUAGAGGAUACUGAACUAAAUGUGGAAGCUGCACACACUGAAAUAUUGAGAUACUUUCAGUCUGUGACAAACAAUAGGUGGCUAAUGAUAAAGAUAUUUGCAGUCCUAAUAUUUUUCUUUAUAUUUUUUAUAGUGUUUUUAGCAUAACAGUAUCGAUGAUUGUAUUUAUAAUAUCAUUACACUUUAUCAUCCAUAUCUACUGUUUGUGAUAUAGAAACAGAGAGAGAAAAUGGUUUUUACAAAACUGCGACAUACAUACAGACUAAAAUGAAAAGAUAUUGCGUGCAUUCCUCACUCUUUCCCUGAAUUGUGAAUAUUGUAAGUACAUUUAAAUACUGUUGUAUGUAUUUAAAUAUAACAUUACUUGUAUAUCGCAUUUCGCUGAAUAUAAAAUGUAAAAAGGAAAUAUUUCUAUAGAUAUAUAAUAAAUAAUAAAUGCAUAAUUUUCA
Monomorium pharaonis (pharaoh ant) is the source of this 1412-nucleotide messenger RNA. RefSeq names its product syntaxin-5 (gene Syx5). Bases 1 to 1110 code for a protein of 369 amino acids. Gene Ontology annotation, molecular function: SNARE binding; SNAP receptor activity. Gene Ontology annotation, cellular component: Golgi membrane; endomembrane system; SNARE complex. The transcript has 5 exons. The record is from RefSeq and is a predicted model, not a curated record. Lineage: Eukaryota; Metazoa; Arthropoda; Insecta; Hymenoptera; Formicidae. Gene Ontology annotation, biological process: endoplasmic reticulum to Golgi vesicle-mediated transport; intracellular protein transport; vesicle fusion.